GUGUGUAUUGUUAACUUAAAAUUGUAUUAUUUCAUCAGCUCUCUUCAUUGUAUAAUUAAAUCUGUAAAUUUUCAAUAAUUCAAAAUGUCUGGAAAGAAAGUAAUUUUGGUCACUGGGGGUUCAGGCCUUGUAGGUAAUGGUGUCAGGACUGCAGCUGAGAGAAACCCACAACCAAAUGAAGAAUUUGUUUUUCUGACAUCUAAAGAUGGAGAUUUGACCGAUCGGGAAUCAACCAAGGCGAUUUUUGAAAAGUACAAGCCAACUCAUGUUAUUCAUCUUGCUGCCAAAGUUGGCGGACUAUACGGCAACAUGAGAGCUAAUUUGCAAUUCUUCAGAAUCAAUAUGAAGAUCAACGAUAAUGUACUAUCUUUGGCUCAUGAAUUUGGAUGCAAAAAAGUAGUUUCCUGUCUCUCAACUUGUAUUUUUCCUGACAAAACUACAUACCCAAUCGAUGAAACCAUGGUUCAUAAUGGACCUCCUCAUAACUCCAAUUUUGGUUAUUCAUAUGCCAAACGCAUGAUUGAUGUAAUGAACAAGGGAUUCAACGAGCAAUACGGAACUUGCUUUACCUCCGUUGUUCCGACAAACGUAUAUGGGCCAUUCGACAAUUUCAAUCUUGAAGAGGGUCAUGUUAUGCCUGGUCUUAUUCAUAAAAUCUACAAAUGCAAAAGAGAUAAAACCCCUCUGACAAUUUGGGGAACUGGAAGCGCUCUUCGUCAGUUCAUAUACUCUGUUGAUCUAGGAAGUCUAUUCUUAUGGGUUCUCCGCAAUUACAAUGAAACUGAACCAAUCAUUCUUUCAGUGUCUGAAGAAGAUGAGAUAUCGAUCAAAAGGGCGGCUGAACUUGUUGCAAAAGGCUACGAUUUUGAAGGAGAGUUUGUGUACGAUACUACUCGUUCAGAUGGGCAACAUAAGAAAACAGCAAGCAACAAAAAACUUCUGAAACUGUAUCCUGAAUUCAAGUUCACUCCAAUUGAUGAGGCGAUUCGUGAAACUUGCCAAUGGUUCGAGGCAAACUAUGAAACAGCAAGAAAAUAGGAUCAGGAUGCAGUACUAUUUCAUUCCAAUGUGCCUUUAUGCAUGAAUAUAAUUUAGUCUAUUAGUCUUAGAUAUUAGAAGUAGAUCGUUGUUUAAGUUUUGCAAUUUUCUAUACUAAUAUAUUCUAAUUAUGCUUGCAUUAUAAAACUGUCAUCUACUGGUGUUAUAACAACCGUUAGUUAUAUUUGCAUGUUAUGUGGUGCCAUUAUUGAAGCUGUAUAUUUAUUUGUUAACUUAUUAUUAUUGUCACUGAAGACCUUUUAAUAAAUAGUUGCUAAAUUGUUUGUUUUCCAUUACCUACUAUUGAUGUUUUUUUCAGAAUGAUUUGUAAAUUGUUAAGGCUGUGACAUGGUCAUACAUUGAAAACCUACUUGAAUUUGUCAAGGCAGUUAUAUUCGGAUCUGCUGAUGUCAAUUUUAGCAAUCUCAGUGGUUCUCGAACUCAUUUCCAUCAAUUAUUUUUUGCGCCAUGUUUAAAAAUAAUAAAGCCAUGAAAGCAAGAAAAUAAAUGCAUUUUGCCAAAGAAUUAAACAAAUCUGAGUCCAGGCUUUGUAAUUUGAUAUAAUCACAGCGAAGGUGCUUGCUUUUGAACACCAGAGAAUCUUAUCGUACCCCCCCUCCUGAGAAACUCUGAGCUGGUUAUUUAUGCAAUUCAUAUUCGGUAUGAAUAUGAAUCCACACACAUAAUGCUUAUCUUAUUUGAUAUCGUCAAUGCAAAACACAAUAUACGGUAAUUGAACGUCUGCUUAGUGUAAGGCAGUACCAUUAUUUUAGUGGUAAUAUUACUGUUAUACAGAUCCAUUUGAUAAUCUUAAAAUAUAUGUAAGUAUUGUA
Messenger RNA from Styela clava, 1871 nucleotides. Its product is annotated as GDP-L-fucose synthase-like. Gene Ontology annotation, molecular function: GDP-L-fucose synthase activity. The record is from RefSeq and is a predicted model, not a curated record. Gene Ontology annotation, biological process: nucleotide-sugar biosynthetic process. NCBI's taxonomy places the organism in Eukaryota, Metazoa, Chordata, Ascidiacea, Stolidobranchia, Styelidae.